AUGUUUCUUGAACAUGGUGAUCAAAGAAACAUUCAGAUUACAGCAGCUCCUGUUCAACUCCCAAGGGAAACAAUAGCUCACAUCAAGGUCCAAGGCUAUGAUAUUCCUCCAAAGACACAUAUCUUGGUGAACGCUUGGGCGAUAGGAAGAGAUCCGAAAUACUGGACAAACCCAAAAGAGUUUAACUCCGAGAGGUUUAUCGAUAGCCCUGUGGAUUAUAAAGGAAGACAUUUCGAGCUCUUACCAAUUGGGUCUGGUCGAAUGAUAUGUCCCGGUAUAACAAUUCGGAGAGCACCUGAUGGUAUGACACAUGAAGAUAUUGAUAAAGAAGAAGCUGGUACCCUUACAGUCGUCAAGAAAGUACCUCUCAAUCUCGUCCCAGUUCGAGUUCAGUGA
This is a messenger RNA of Camelina sativa (false flax), 396 nucleotides long. Lineage: Eukaryota; Viridiplantae; Streptophyta; Magnoliopsida; Brassicales; Brassicaceae. The record is from RefSeq and is a predicted model, not a curated record.